CACUCAGUCCUCACUUUUAGAACGCUUUCCAGAAGUGAUGGAAAGGGGUGGGCAGGACGACUAAAUAUAGUCCUGGGGCCAAGACAGUCUGGGAGGGUCUGUCUGCGAUUCACUCCGUGCCCUCAGCGGUGGGGUCCACUGCUAGCCGCACCGGUGAGCCCCGGUCUGUGCUCUGUGCUUGCUGUUUGCCCUUUGCCUGUUUUCAGACACAGCUCUGACCCGGCUAAGUUUGGCCCUGACCUUGAGUGGGCCUCCCGGGAGUCUCUUUUUGCCCAAGAUCUCCAACCAGACCUGACCGUCAUGUCGGCGGCGCCCGGCCUGCUGCACCAGGAGCUCUCCUGCCCGCUGUGCCUGCAGCUGUUCGACGCGCCGGUGACUGCCGAGUGCGGCCACAGCUUCUGCCGCGCCUGCCUGAGCCGCGUGGCGGGCGAGCCGGCGGCGGACGGCUCGGUGCCCUGCCCGUGCUGCCAGGCGCUCACGCGGCCGCACGCGCUCCGCACCAACCUGCAGCUGGCGCGCCUGGUGGAGGGGCUGGCGCAGGUGCCGCAGGGCCACUGCGAGGAGCACCUCGACCCGCUGAGCGUCUACUGCGAGCAGGACCGCGCGCUCGUGUGCGGCGUGUGCGCCUCGCUCGGGUCGCACCGCGGCCACCGCCUGCUGCCCGCCGCCGAGGCCCACGCGCGCCUCAAGACGCAGCUGCCCCAGCAGAAGCUGCAGCUGCAGGAGGCGUGUAUGCGCAAGGAGAAGAGCGCGGCUGUGCUGGAGCACCAGCUGCUGGAGGUGGAGGAGACGGUGCGUCAGUUCCGGGGGGCGGUCGGGGAUCAGCUGGGCAAGAUGCGGGUGUUCCUGGCGGCGCUGGAGGGCUCCUUGGAUCGGGAGGCAGAGCGUGUGCGGAGUGAGGCGGGGGUCGCCUUGAGACGAGAGCUGGGCAGCCUGAACUCUUACCUGGAGCAGCUGCGGCAGAUGGAGAAAGUCCUGGAGGAGGUGGCUGACAAGCCACAGACGGAGUUCCUCAUGAAAUACUGUCUGGUGACCAGCAGGCUACAGAAGAUCCUGGCAGAAUCACCACCGCCUGCCCGGCUGGAUAUCCAGUUGCCUGUCAUCUCAGAUGACUUCAAAUUCCAGGUGUGGAGGAAGAUGUUCCGGGCGCUGAUGCCAGUGACCAAGGACCUGACCUUUGACCCGAGCACCGCCCACCCGAGUCUGGUGCUGUCUCCCUCGGGCCGCCGCGUGGAGUGUUCGGAUCAGAAGGCGCCGCCGGCCGGGGAGGACCCGUGCCAGUUCGACAAGGCCGUGGCGGUGGUGGCGCGCCAGCUGCUGUCCGACGGCGAGCACUACUGGGAGGUGGAGGUGGGCGACAAGCCGCGCUGGGCCCUCGGCGUGAUCGCGGCCCAGGCCAGCCGCCGCGGCCGGCUGCACGCGGUGCCCUCGCAAGGCCUCUGGCUGAUCGGGCUGCGGGACGGCAAGAUCCUGGAGGCGCACGUCGAGGCCAAAGAGCCGCGCGCCCUGCGCCCUGCGGAGAGGCGGCCGUCGCGAGUCGGGAUCUACCUGAGCUUUGCCGACGGAGUCCUCUCCUUUUACGAUGCCAGCGACGCCGACGCCCUCGAGCUGCUCUUUGCCUUCCACGAGCGCCUGCCCGGGCCCGUGUACCCCUUCUUCGACGUGUGCUGGCACGACAAGGGCAAAAACGCUCAGCCGCUGCUGCUCGUGGGGGCUGAUGGCGAGGAGGCCUGAGCCGCCCGCUGGGCUGGGGCGGGGGGCGGGGGUUGCGGGGGUCCUGCAGGCCUGGAAGGAGGCAGGGAGGGCAGGGGCUGUCGGGACUGAAGGCGGAGGGGGUUGGGGACUGGGGACUCUUCAGAGUUCUGAGAUGUUCGGGGUUGGAGGGGUUGGGGUGGGUGUGGGGAAGGGAGAUCUAAAGUCAGGUCCGCGAGGAAACCCCAGUUUGGGAACCAGGAAGCCCGAGGGUUCCAGGAAGAAACUGAAGUUGAGGGAAGGAGAGAAAAGGGUCAGGGGUCCGGCUGGGGUGGGGUGGGGGUUGGGGUGGUGGGAACUGAAGAUCUCUGGAGAGCAAAGAGCCCCUUUUCCCUCCUUCCUGGCGGCCUUGGGGUGUGUGUGUGGGGGGCCCAGAUUCACCACACAGAAAGAUCUUUCCCUUCAUGGUUCCACAAUUUAAGCGUGCAUCAAAGUCACUUUUUCAAAGCAUGUGACAGUGACUUGUUGAAGCCCAGUGUUGUGUUUCUGGUUCACUAGGUCUGGGCGCAGACCAAAAUUUUGCUUUCCUUACAAGUUCCUGGGGCUGUGCUGUUGCUGCAGGUUACAAGUGGGAUCACCUGGAAAACCCAGGACUUGGACCCUGGUCUGUUCAGUGAGCUCUCCAUUACACAGAGGUGGUUAUCAGUAGCUCUCAGCUCACAGGAAUAGAAAACCCACACUAUAUUCCUCUGGAGAUUCAACAGUCAUUGAAAAACUGCCAGAUACCAUGCUGAGUGAAUAAACUGGCCCCUAGCUAGUUCCUUUCGCCUCUGGAAUAUGAUUACUGAGUGUCUUGGACAUUGAAGUAAUCCCCCAAGCUGCCAACCCAGAGAAAGAGCCUGAUGCGGAUCCCAGCCUGGGCCCUGCUGCUUGUGGGGAAGAGAAGGCCUCCCCCACCAGCCCCGCUUCUCCUGGGUUGGCCCCUCGCUGCUUACUCACUGGUUCACACCUUCUUUGGUUUUAGUUCAAUGGCCCGUGUCUUGGGCCCUGGAGUUAGACCGAGGCCCAGAGUGACAGUUCCUCUUCCUUAGGGGAAGGCCUGUGGGGACUCAAGCCCGUGGGAGCGGAGCUGCUGUCCGAGAGGUGACGGUAGGGGCCGUUUGCUCUCUGUGCCAGCGUGCUGCUGCUGAUGUGUGAAAGGGCCUGGGAACCCCUGGAAACAGGUGCCAGUACAGGAAUUUUCUUGGGGGAUCGAGUGAAGGAAGGUGUGGGUAGAGUAAGAAAGGCCUCAAGGUCUGGCUGGGGGGACUCUCGGCUGUGCUCCCAGAGGAAUGGUUCUUGGACACUAAGGGUUAUUUGGUUGUAAAAUUCAGUAGCAUUAAUAGAGACGAUUAUAUUCAGAUUCCUUCCCCAUUAAAUCUUUGUGAAGAGACAAGUGACCUAUUGCUAGGCCUAAUAACCUCUUAUUGUCCACCUGGCUUUUAGUCUUGACCCAUCUCAUCUUAGCAAAACACAAAUGUGGGGGCACCUGGGUGGCUCAGUGGGUUAAAGCCUCUGCCUUUGGCUCAGGUCAUGAUCUCGGGGUCCUGGGAUUGAGCCCUUCAUCGGCCUCUCUGCUCAGCAGGGAACCUGCUUCCUCCUCUUUCUCUGCCUGCCUCUCUGCCUACUUGUGAUCUCUCUCUGUCAAAUAAAUAAAUAAAAUUAAAAAUAAAAACCCCACAAAUGUGGUGGUGGGAUCCGGUUGCUCAAAACUUUCAACAACUCCGUGUUCCCCUCUAAGAGAAAGCCCUAGAUCUUUGGCUCAGCAUUUGGGACACCCUGCUAUUCUCCAGCCACAUCUACACUCUGGCCCUACUGACCUCUCGGGGUCCGUGUCGCAACACCACAUUACUCUGUUAGGAUGUUUUUUUCUGUUUCCCUCUCAUCCCCCAGGAAUUUCCUGAAACACUAUUUCACACGAUUUCCCAUGCUCUCUAGACCCCAGCUCACCUUUACAAGGUGCAUUCCGAUGUCCUCGCUGUCACAGACUGGCAACGUCCAAGAACCCAAAGCCCCUUCCUGAAGAAUUAGGUGCUCUGAGAAACAGGUGUCAAGACAGCAUUAAAUGUCAAGGGUUCCCUCAUUAAAUGAGGGAAGAUGCCCCUGUGAGAGCAAACGGGGCGGUCAGACUGUGAUGUCAGUCUGACCCUGAGUGAAGGAGAGGGGGAGGGGAAUUUUGGAUGAAAGUGUCCUUGAUGGUUGUGGGGACUUCUCUUCAAGCUGCCUGUGCAGGAAGCCCUGCGUGUCCCAGUAUGGGCCUACCUUCGUGUCCCUGCCGUGUCUGGGUCAUUGCUGGGAGCUGGCUGUGGGAGCUAUGCUCAGCACAGGUGCGGGGAUGGAUUUCACGGCUCUUUAGCUGCUGCCCUCAGUCUUUGCUCCCCUUUGUUGGAGUUCUGUCAAGAAAAUUUCUUUUCACAGCUGCUACAGGUUCUUUCUACAUAAAAUUACCUUGGCUUGAGCUGUGUGCAUUGAGGGAAAUGACCCUGUGAUCUUGCCUAUGGCUGACUGAGUGAGAGAGGUGGGGUCCCUGAGACAAAGGCUUCCAGGGUGGGAUAUGUCUGUGGCAAACUUUGCCUAGUCAGAGUGUUCCUUGUUGGAUGUUGGCCACCUGAACAAUCCAGAAUCUUCCUGGUGAUGUAGGAAGGUGAAGUGGGAGCACAGAACUGGGUUAUUCCAUAACCCAUGCCUCCAAAGACCAGAGUCUUCUCCUUUAGUUCUUCCCCUUCAUGGAGACUCUAAGAACCCAGAACACUGGAUGUUGAGAAGUUUCCUGUACCUCCUGACUUCCUUGUGUACAGGAACAAACCGGCACCUACCAGAGCCAUGCUACACUGCAAAAACAAACAAACAAACAAACAAACAAACAAACAAAAAGACCCCCCAAAACCCUUUUUUAAAAUUUAUUUUUUAUUUUCAGCAUAACAGUAUUCAUUAUUUUUUCACCACACCCAGUGCUCCAUGCAAUCUGUGCCCUCUAUAAUACCCACCACCUGGUUCCCCCAACCUCCCACCCCCCGCCCCUUCAAAACCCUCAGAUUGUUUUUCAGAGUCCAUAGUCUCUCAUGGUUCACCUCCCCUUCCAAUUUCCCCCAACUCCCUUCUCAUCUCUAACUCCCCUUGUCCUCCAUGCUAUUUGUCAUGCUCCACAAAUAAGUGAAACCAUAUGAUAAUUGACUCUCUCUGCUUGACUUACUUCACUCAGCAUAAUCUCUUCCAGUCCCAUCCAUGUUGCUACAAAAGUUGGGUAUUCGUCCUUUCUGAUGGAGGCAUCAUACUCCAUAGUGUAUAUGGACCACAUCUUCCUUAUCCACUCGUCCGUUGAAGAGCAUCUUGGUUCUUUCCACAGUUUGUCGACCGUGGCCAUUGCUGCUAUAAACAUUGGGGUACAGAUGGCCCUUCUUUUCACGACAUCUGUAUCUUUGGGGUAAGUACCCAGGAGUGCAAUUGUAGGGUCAUAGGGAAGUUCUAUUUUUAAUUUCUUGAGGAAUCUCCACACUGUUCUCCAAAGAGGCUGCACCAACUUGCAUUCCCACCAACAGUGGAAGAGGGUUCCCCUUUCUCCACAUCCCCUCCAAUACAUGCUGUUUCCUGUCUUGCUAAUUUUGGCCAUUCUAACUGGUGUAAGGUGAUAUCUCAAUGUGGUUUUAAUUUGAAUCUCCCUGAUGGCUAGUGAUGAUGAACAUUUUUUCAUGUGUCUGAUAGCCAUUUGUGUGUCUUCAUUGGAGAAGUGUCUCUUCAUAUCUUCUGCCCAUUUUUUGAUAUGAUUGUCUGUUUUGUGUGUGUUGAGUUAGAGGAGUUCUUUAUAGAUCCUGGAUAUCAACCUUUUGUCUGUACAGUCAUUUGCAAAUAUCUUCUCCCAUUCUGUGGGUUGCCUCUUUGUUUUUUUGACUGUUUCCUUUGCUGUGCAGAAGCUUUUGAUUUUGAUGAAGUCCCAAAAGUUUAUUUUUGCUUUUGUUUCCUUUGACUUUGGAGACAUAUCUUGAAAGAAGUUGCUGUGGCUGAUAUCGAAGAGAUUACUGCCUGUGUUCUCCUCUAGGAUUCUGAUGGAUUCCUGUCUCACAUUGAGGUCUUUUAUCCAUUUUGAGUUUAUCUUUGUGUAUGGUGUAAGAGAAUGGUCGAGUUUCAUUCUUCUACAUAGAGCUGUCCAGUUUCCUCAGGACCAUUUAUUGAAGAGACUGUCUUUUUUCCAGUGUAUAUUUUUUCUUGUCCAAAACCCUUUUAUUGAGAGCUUGUUAUUUGAUAUUCCAUCUGAGAUCUCACAAUGACUAAGGUCCCUACUCUGCUUUUUAUUUUAAAAAAUAAUUAUUUGAGAGAGAGUGAGCGAGUUGCGGAGAGUCAGAGGCAGAGGGAGAAGUAGGCUCCCUGAUCACAAGGGUGAUCCCAGGACCCUGGGAUCAUGACCUGAGCUGAAGGUGGAUGCUUAACCUACUGAGCCACCCAGAUGCUCUGGUUCUGUUGCCUCUGUCCCUGAGGUUCAAAUAGCCUCUGGGAACAUGAUGGUAUAGCCAUGAAGGACCUGAAUCCAUUAGUGCAUGAUGCCUCUUGGAGUAUCAACUUUAUACUAAGAUUAUUAUUAUUCUUGAUGGUAGUGGUAGUGAAAAAGUUCUAUAAUUUAACCCAUAAGUAAACAUUGCAAACAGUUUCAUAUUAAAACAAACGUAUUAUGGAGUACAGAAUUGAUGAAAAUUUUUGAGAUCAAACAAGAGAUGUCCACAAACUUCUGCAUUUGUACUGGCGAUGUGGAUCUAGCCUUCUAGACCCUCAGGGAUAUGAAUUCCUAAAAUUAUUUUAAAAAAUUAAAAAAAAUGCACAAGUAUACUUAGAAUUUUUUUAUUAUGUGAUGUUAGUCACCAUACAGUAGAUCAUUAAUUUUUGAUGUAGUGUUCAGUGAUUCAUUGUUUGCAUGUAACACCCAGUGCUCCAUGAAAUCCAUGCCCUCCUUAAUAUCCAUCAGCCACAAUAGCCAAACUGUGGAAAUAGCUGAGAUACCCUUCAGCAGAUGAAUGGAUAAAGAAGAUGUGGUCCAUAUACACAAGGGGUAUUACUCAGUAUCAGAAAGGUGAAUACCCAACUUCUGCAUCAACAUGGAUGGGACUGGAGGAGAUUAUACUGGUGAAGUAAGUAAAGCAGAGAAAGUCAAUUGUCAUAUGGCUUCACUUACUUGUGGAACAUAAGGAAUAGCAUGGAAGACAUUAGGAGAAGGAAGGGAAAAAUGAAGGGGAGAACUCAGAGGGGGAGACAAAACAUGAGAGACUAUGGACUCUGGGAAACAAACUGAGGGUUUUAGAGGGGAGGGAUUGGGGGGAUGGGUGAGCCUGGUGAUGUACAAAUAUACUUAAUAAUACAUUACAGAUAAGAGGAAUGUUCUAUGACCAUGUUUCCCUCCCUCACCCAUUCCUAAUUUCUUCUUUUUCUUCUUCAUCAGAAAUAGUAUCUGUUGUCAGUUUGGGGAGUAGUUUGCUGGGACUUCCUGUACAUAUAUGUUCCACAGAAAAUACAUAGUAUUAUAUUUUUCUUUCUAUAUAAAUGAUAUCAUACUCUUCAUAAACAUGA
Mustela lutreola (European mink) is the source of this 7284-nucleotide messenger RNA. RefSeq names its product tripartite motif containing 72 (gene TRIM72). The record is from RefSeq and is a predicted model, not a curated record. The transcript has 7 exons. Lineage: Eukaryota; Metazoa; Chordata; Mammalia; Carnivora; Mustelidae. The coding region runs from base 301 to 1734 and encodes 477 amino acids. Gene Ontology annotation, molecular function: zinc ion binding; protein binding.